Molecule: messenger RNA, 1401 nt
Organism: Venustampulla echinocandica
Lineage: Eukaryota; Fungi; Ascomycota; Leotiomycetes; Helotiales; Pleuroascaceae
Exons: 4
Coding region: 1-1401 (466 amino acids)
Biological process (GO): D-serine catabolic process
Molecular function (GO): D-serine ammonia-lyase activity
Source: RefSeq, a predicted model, not a curated record
AUGGCUACUCAUGUGGCAUCAUUAUAUCCGCUGCCCGCUAAGGAGGCCUUGAAAGAGGAGUUUGUGGGGAAAUCAUUGAAUGACGUUGCAACGCCUGCAGCUGUUCUCGACCUUAGCAAGGUCAAGAGCAACUGCAACCGGAUGCUAGAAGCGGUGGAGGCAUUGGGCUUUGGAUGGAGAGUCCACAUUAAGACACACAAGACAACUGAACUUACAAGGUUGCAAGUUGGCGGCGGAACUGGCCCUGUGAAGAUCGUCGUCUCUACCCUAGUUGAAGCAGAGAACAUUCUCCCCUUGAUGUUAGAAUACAAAUCCACUGGUAGAGUUCUUCUUUACAGCUUUCCGAUCAGUCCAGCUGCCGUUGAGCGACUUUCCGUCAUCUCCUCAGCUAUCGGCCCUGGUGGUCUCUCUUUAAUGGUCGACCAUCCCGGGCAACUAGAAUCUGUCUCCCAAAUCCACAAAAGCACAUCCAUUACUCCUCUAAUAUUUCUCAAGAUAGACAUGGGUUCCCAUCGAGCGGGUGUUGUUCCUCAAACAGAUGCCUGUUACCAACUCAUAGCUUCAGUAGUUGCCCUCGAGACCGCCGGUACAUGUCGCCUCUUAGGUCUGUACUCGCACGCUGGGCAUUCGUAUGGCGGCAAUAGUCGCGCUGCCGCCGUCGAUCUCCUGCGCCAGGAAUUUGAGGCCCUCCUCGUGACGACGGAGGCAGUACACUCAGUCUUACCACUCAGACCAUUGAUUCUCUCCGUAGGCGCUACACCAACCACCACCUCUGUGCGUAAUCUACUCAUCCCGGAUUUGAAUGCACCCACGGACGAACAAACUGCAAUUGCUGCAUUGCGAUCCACUAUCGCUAUGGUUCGCGAGCGCAAGUGUGAUAUUGAGGCCCAUGCUGGUGUUUACCCAGUGCUUGAUUGCCAACAACUCGCUACGCAUGCACUACCUACUCAAGGCCCCAAUGCAUUGUUAACGUGGAAUGAUCUAGCUUUCACCAUUCUUAGUGAAAUCGCCUCGAUCUAUCCUGGUCGCGGAAAGGAUGGUUCGCCUGAGGUACUGGUAGGAAGUGGGAGUCUUGCGUUAGGACGAGAGCCGUGUAAGGCAUAUGAUGGAUGGGGAAUCCUUAGUCCAUGGAACAGAAAAGGGGUUCAGAUGCCUAGCGAAGACCUAGAGAAGCAUGCCGGCUGGAAGGUAGGCAAAAUAAGUCAGGAGCAUGGAAUUCUGGGGUGGGGAGGGAAGCCUGACGAGGCGGACCUGUUUGAGAUUGGACAGAAGGUUAAGAUAUGGCCGAACCAUGCGUGCAUUUCUGGAGCGGGAUUCGAUUGGUAUUUGGUUGUUGAUGGGAGUAGAAAGGGUAAGGAAGAUGAAAUCAUUGACGUUUGGCCACGCUGGAGAGGAUGGUAG